Messenger RNA from Lampris incognitus (smalleye Pacific opah), 3024 nucleotides. RefSeq names its product glucose-6-phosphate 1-dehydrogenase. The coding region runs from base 189 to 1733 and encodes 514 amino acids. Gene Ontology annotation, molecular function: NADP binding; glucose-6-phosphate dehydrogenase activity. The transcript has 13 exons. Gene Ontology annotation, biological process: glucose metabolic process; pentose-phosphate shunt, oxidative branch. The record is from RefSeq and is a predicted model, not a curated record. Lineage: Eukaryota; Metazoa; Chordata; Actinopteri; Lampriformes; Lampridae. Gene Ontology annotation, cellular component: cytosol.
CGGGGAAGUAGAGGAUGCAAAUACACCGUCUCUACUAAAACGGCUGUUUAAAAAGUUCACCCUGUCUGUCCUUGGUCAGUUCAUCGCCAAAUCCUCGGCUAACCUCUACAGUAGAACGGCUUUGUUACCUGAAACACAGUGAGAGAGAGACAGCUCUCUUAACAGCUCUCGAUUCCUCCCCAGAGAAAAUGAGCAAAAUCCCCCUCUCUCGCUCUGAGGUGUUUGGGGAGUUAAGGAAGGAGCUGCAUGAAGAUGAGGAGUUCCGCCAGUCAGACGCUCACAUCUUCAUCAUCAUGGGAGCAUCGGGAGAUUUAGCUAAGAAGAAAAUCUACCCGACUCUAUGGUGGUUGUUCAGAGAUGGCCUCCUCCCAGAGCAGACAAAUUUUGUGGGCUUUGCUCGAUCCGACUUGACCGUGGAUGCCAUCCGGACUUCCUGUGUGCCCUACCUGAAGGCCACAGACUCUGAGGCAGAGCGAUUGUCGGUAUUCUUCAGCAGGAACACCUAUGUCAGUGGGAAAUAUGUAGAUGAGAGCUCUUUCUCAAAGCUCCACACACACCUCCUCUCCUUGCCUGGUGGAGAUAAGGCCAACCGACUCUUCUACCUGGCUUUGCCGCCCACUGUUUACCAUGAUGUAACCAAGAACAUCAAGCACCACUGCAUGAGCACCAAAGGCUGGAACAGGGUGAUCGUAGAGAAGCCAUUUGGACGGGACCUGCAGAGCUCUGAGGAGCUGUCCACCCAUCUGUCCUCUCUCUUCACUGAAGACCAGAUCUACCGUAUAGACCACUAUCUGGGCAAGGAGAUGGUACAAAACCUCAUGGUGCUGAGGUUUGGGAAUCGCAUCUUUGGGCCCAUCUGGAACAGGGACAGCGUGGCGUGUGUGGUCCUAACUUUUAAAGAACCCUUUGGAACACAGGGACGGGGGGGCUACUUUGAUGACUUUGGCAUCAUCCGUGAUGUCAUGCAGAACCACUUGCUUCAGAUGCUCUGUUUGGUUGCUAUGGAAAAACCAGCUUCCACCAGCUCGGAUGAUGUCAGGGAUGAAAAGGUUAAGGUACUGAAAUGCAUCGCCCCAGUGUCCAUGUCAGAUGUGGUGUUGGGCCAGUAUGUGGGUGAUCCAGAGGGGGAGGGAGAUGGCAAGCUAGGUUACCUAGAUGACCCCACCGUGCCUAAAGGGUCCACCCAGGCCACCUUUGCCACAGUGGUGCUCUAUGUGCACAAUGAACGCUGGGAUGGUGUUCCUUUCAUCCUUCGCUGUGGCAAAGCCCUUAAUGAGAGGAAAGCGGAGGUCCGGCUGCAGUUCACCGAUGUCCCAGGGGAUAUUUUUGGAAAUCAGUGUCACAGGAACGAGCUGGUGGUACGUGUCCAACCCAACGAGGCAGUCUAUGCCAAGAUGAUGAGCAAGAAGCCAGGCGUUUACUUCAGCCCAGAGGAAACUGAGCUGGAUCUCACAUAUAAGAGCAGAUAUAAGGAUGUAAAGCUGCCAGAUGCUUAUGAACGUCUCAUUUUGGAUGUCUUCUGUGGAAGCCAGAUGCACUUUGUGCGCAGUGAUGAACUAAGGGAAGCGUGGAGAAUCUUUACACCUCUUCUUCAUCAGAUCGAGAAAGAGAAAACGCCCCCCAUCCCUUACAAAUAUGGAAGCCGUGGCCCUGCAGAAGCAGAUGAGCUCUCAAAGAGGGUCGGCUUUCGCUAUGCGGGCACCUACAAAUGGGUCAACCCACACAAACUGUGAGUUGUGGUGACAGAGGAGAAGAAGGGAAGAGUAGAAGGAUGGAUAGAGGGAGGGGUGCAGCGGAGUAAGUGAGCCAGGUCAUGUUCCGGUGAUAGUGUGUCUUUGGGCCAGGUGGUGUUUCCACUACGUGGAUCCCUCACAGCAGCAGCCUUACUCUUCUGAAUGAAGUGGAUCUGUUUAAAAUUAGAGGAAUAUAACCAAGUUCUCAGGUACUGCAAGCAUCGCUCUUCAGUGUUGUGGAGCCAGUUCAGACCAUCUGACCAGAUCAGUUUCGUAGCAGUUUGAGACAUCCUAUUGUGCAUCCAUUGUUAUUGUAGCCACAUGACCAUGUUUUGAUUGUAGCAUGCAGUCUUACUAUAGCAGCAGCAUAAAAAAAUAUUUUUGUUCAAAGCGGGACCAAGCCAGGUAAAGGUGGGGUACAAAGAAUAUAUGUUAUUUAUCCUAACAUGAAGAAUAUGUUACUGGGGGAAAUUCUUUCUGGUUCCUCCUCUUUCUUUCUUGGUUCCAAAUUUCACUGUAACCCAUCAGGUUUAAAAUUUAUCUUUAUCUGUUAGGAUGGUGAAUGGGUUAUGGGUAACGUUGAACCACAAGAGAAUGCGGAGCCCAAAGCAAUAAAAAAAUGAAAAGAAAAAAAAACCCAUACACACACACUGGCUGCAAAGCACUGAAUGAAGCCAUGCUUACUUACGAUAACUACUGCUCCAGACAUGGAUGAUGCUAAACGGAGAGACAGCGAACAAAAAGACAACUUGCUUCAUGUUGAGAGAUGAUAGUCCACUAGCUGUCAUCACUGCGCUAUCAUAACCAAUGUGAUUGUCUUACAUUUAUGCUUUGACUGGAUUUAAAGUCAUUUUUAGUUGAAAGUCUUCUUGCAUUGCACAUAUUUACUUCUGCUGCUUGGGACCAAGGAAAUAAUAGUUACAGCUGAUAAACAUAUACUUUUAUUGGCUUUUUUUUGAGGGGUUGAAUUGUUUUUCAUUUGCAGGCAGUUUCUUUCCAAAGCAUUCAUGCUAGAACAGUCUUAACUGUGCAACGCAAGACAAGUGACUGUUUUGUUAGCUUCCCUCUUGGGGUUUCAUUCCUUUUGUGGUUACAUUUUUUUCUUUCUUUCCAGGUUUAUUUAAGUUACUGAUUUUCAUUCCAUAUUUCAGUCUUUACAUCAGCAGUGUCUGGCAAAGACCUACAGGAAAUGUCUUAAUAAGGACAUAAUCGUAACGUUGUUUACUGCAGAUGUGUUAAACUACGUCAUUUCCCAUUACCUGCAAUAAACCAAUCUUGUAUAUCAAAAGUG